AUGACUAAAAGAGGUGGAAAAGCUAAGGUAUUAGCACCAGGAAAACUUCAAGAAGAACGAAAUCGCAUAAUUAACAAGAAGCAUAUCGUUAGGAAACCUGCUCAAACAACAUUGUCUAUGCAGGAUGCAUCAUCGGCACCAACACCAGCUCAGGCAGCACCGUCCGUGCAGGUUGCAUCGUCGAUGCCGACAUCAGCUUCGAAAAAAUCAUCUGUGCAGGCUGCAUCGUCGAUGCCAACACCAGCUCAGGAAGCAUCGUCCGUGCAGGUUGCAUCAUCAAUGCCAACAUCAGCUUCUAAAAAAUCGUGUGUGCAGGCUGCAACGUUGAUGCCAACACCAGCUCAGGCAGCAUCGUCCGUGCAGGCUGCAUCGUCGAUGCCAACACCAGCUCAGGCAGCAUCGUCUGUGCAGGCUGCAUCGUCGAUGCCAACACCAGCUCCAACUGAGGAAGAUGUGGAUGCUGAUGAGGAUGAGGCGGUGGGUCAAGAAACUAUUACCCCUCUUGUGCCAACAAUAGAUGAGAAUGGGAAAGUUAUUAUAAAACCAUCUGGUACUGGGCUAGUUCCUGCCAAAGAAGUUGCUGGUGCCAUUAAUUAUGCGAUACGCAAACAAUUUUAUAAACCUAUACAUCAUUGGUCUGCACUCGAUCCUGAUACGAAAGCUGAUUGGUUUAAGUUGUUUGGAGAGAAGGUUUCGUGGGAUCCUUUCGAUCAUGCAUUUGUCUAUAGCGCAUUUGAAAAAAAAGGAAGAAAACGAUUAAACGACAUGUUGGGGAAGGCGAGGAGAAAAGGGACUCGACCUUCAUGGAUUGGUGAUGAUGCUUGGGUUGAACUUCAAACUUAUUGGAAAAAGACCGAGUUUUUGGCUGUGUCUUCUCAAAACAAGACCAAUCGAGCUUCCGCAAGAGGCGGAGCAGUCCACACCACAGGCCGUAAGGCUCAUAUUGAUGUUGCACUUCAACUUUCACGUGAACUUCAAAGGGAUCUGCGUCCCGAUGAGUUAUUUUUAAAAACACACAAGAGGAAAAAUGGUGAAUGGGUUGACAGUCGUGCUGCAUCUACUUAUGUAAGUUCUCGUAAAUUUUACUACAUCAAUAUUUGCAUCCAUGCUUUCAGAAGCAGACUUAUUCAAAUUAAACUCUCCAAAAAGGAUCUAGUUAUCCAUUUUUAUAGUCUAAUGUAAGUUAGAUAUAAUAGCACAAGUCCUAUGUUUAACUAUCAGUUUGAAAUUCCUGCAAUCAGUUUGCUGUGCUGUUUGA
Lathyrus oleraceus (garden pea) is the source of this 1258-nucleotide messenger RNA. RefSeq lists its product as uncharacterized. The record is from RefSeq and is a predicted model, not a curated record. The transcript is spliced from 5 exons. Lineage: Eukaryota; Viridiplantae; Streptophyta; Magnoliopsida; Fabales; Fabaceae. The coding region runs from base 1 to 1182 and encodes 393 amino acids.